AUUAUUACUAUUAAAAAAAGAAAACAAAAAUAAUAAACUAUUUUAUUAUAAAUUAUAUUUUAAAAAAUAAAAAAAGAAAAAAUUAAUUAUUAUAAGUUGCGUUAUAAAUUUUUAAAAAAUGAAAAAUAAAAUAAAAAAAAAAAAAUAUUUUUUUAAAAUUUUUUUUUAAUAUUUUUAAUAAAUUUACUAAUUUAUUUAUUUGGUAUAAGAAGAAGAUUUAAAUUUAAAUCCAAAUUAAAAAUUAAACAAUUUUUACAAUAACUAAAUCACUUUGUGCUAUAAAUACAAAGUUUUAAUCUUAGUUUUGUGUUGUGUGGUUCAUUUUUAUUUUUUUUAUUUUUUUUUUUAGUCCAAAAUUUAAACAUUCAUUACCAAUUUUACUUUUUUUGAAAAAAUUAAAAUUUUUGGUAUAUCAUAUCUAGAUAUAAUAUAAAUAAUAGUAAUAAUAGUAAAAUCUAUAUUUUCAAAAUGUACUCUAUCAUCACAAGAAAUAUUAGAAAUAUUACACCAAUUUCCAAAAAUAGAUUAAAAUCAUCAUUAUUCAUUAAUUCAACUAGAGUUACUAUUCAAAUUAGAGCCUAUUCAAACCAAACAUCAAAUAUUACUUUAUCAGCUUCAAUUAAUAAUAAUAAUUUAUCAGAAGAAGAAAUUAAAUAUAGAGACGAAACUAUCAAGGUUUAUAAAGAUCUUCUUUCAAUCCCAACAGUUUCAAAUGUAUUCUUCACCACACCAGAUGAAAAUGGCAAGGAAUUAACUACAGCAUCAAUUAUUUUAUCACAAAUUGAUAUUGUUAAUAAAAAAUCAAAGAGUUAUAUGUCACAAAAAACAGUUUUAAAUGAUAGUAAUAAAGUUGUUUCAUCUGCCAUUCAACAAGAGUUAGUUACUCCAAUGGUAUCUAUUUCCCCAUCAAAAAAGAAAUUACUUACAAUCAAAGAUAAUUCAUCAGGUGAUACUUUUGAUUAUUCAUUUGACUUGAGUGAUAAUACUCAUUUAGUUACAUCAAUUACUUCACGUGACGUUCACAAAAAAAUUUUAAAUGAUGAAUGGUUUGGUCAAUUUUCAUGGUCACCAUGUGAAAACUAUGUUGCCUUUAUUGCAGAUUCUAAAUUAAAUAUUACCGGAUAUUUCGACAAAGAGCCAAAGGAUAAAGAAAUUGGUAAACAAUUUGUUUAUAGAGAUGAUUGGGGUGAAACUUAUCAACCAGUAGCAAAUCCAUCUAUUUUUAUUUUAGAUAUUGCCAAAGAACAAGUUUUUCCAGUUGAACCAUUCCCAAUUGAUAAGGUAUCUGCUGGUCAAGUAAUUUGGACUCCAUGUGGAAAAGGUUUAGUUUAUGUUGGCUGGGAGUUUGGUGAUAGAAAGCUUGGUAUCAGAGCAUGCUUUAACAGAAUGAGUUCUUUAUUCUUUUUAAAUUUCUCAGAAUUCAUGGCCAACAAAGAGGAAUUGAAGGAACAACAAAAGAAAGAUCCAAAAGCAAAAUUAACAAAGCCAUUAACUAUUGUUGAUUUAAUUCCAAAUGGAAAUAAUGGAUGUUAUCGUUCACCUCGUUUCACACCAGAUGGUAAACACUUGGUAUUCCUUGGUUUUGACGAAAGAGUUUAUCCCCAUAAUACUUGUUCAAAGAUUUUUAAAUUCACAUGGAAUUGUGACUCAAUUAAUAAACCAGAUCAAUUAGCAGGUCCAGUUCAAACUCUUUUGGAUUACAAGAAUUACAGUGAUGAUUUCCCAGGUAUUUUUGGUCAUGGUUUCCAACAAAAUGCAUUUAUAAACGAAAAUACUCUUCUUUUUGCCUCACCAUUUAGAUCAACACAAAAGAUUAUUUCAUUCAAUAUUGAUACCAAGGAAUUAAAUGUAUUAGAAUUGGACAGUAACAAAAAAGAAAAUCCAAAACUUUAUAACCUCUUUGAUAUUGACUACAAGAACAAGAGAUUAUUAAUUACUGAAAGUGCAAAUAAUGAACCAACCUCAGUUUCAAUAGCCUCAUUAAAGGAUAAAACUAAGGGUGCCACUCAAGAUAACAUUGACAUUGUUAAAAUUUACUCCCCAAAACCAUCAGAAUCAUCUAAAAAGAUUUUAGCAUCAUUCGAUACUACCAUUCAUAAAGUCCCUGUAAGUACUCCAUCACCAGCACCAUACGAGGCCGUAAAAGAAUUUGAACUUCUCUACAUAAAAAACAAAGAAAAAGAAUCCCGUGGUUUAUUAGCAUUCAUUCAUGGUGGUCCACAUGGAAAUAUGGAUGCAGAAUAUCUUACCACUAUCACUUAUCUUGUAUCUCUUGGUUAUAACAUCAUCCUUCCAAACUACAGAGGUUCCACUGCCUAUGGUAAAGAUUUCAACGAUGUUUUACCAGGCCACAUUGGUGAUAUGGACUAUGAAGAUUGUGUUCAAUCAAUAGUUUACACUAUCGAAAAGAUUGAUACAUCAAUUGAUAAAAACAAAAUUGGUGUUAUUGGUGGUAGUCAUGGUGGUUUCUUAUCAGCUCAUCUUAGUAGACACCCAUUGGUUAAAACUGCUAUUAUGAGAAAUCCUGUUAUUGAUAUUCCAUCAAUGUCAACUCUUUCUGAUAUUCCAGAUUGGUGUUUCUUUGAAGCUGGUAUCAAUCUUUCAGACCCAACUGCUCAGUACCAUACUUUGCCAUCAUUAGAAGAGCUUGAAAAGAUGAGAAAAUGUUCACCAUCUUAUCACAUCUCAAAAGUUAAAAUCCCAUCACUCUUAUGCCUCGGGGAAAAGGAUUUACGCGUCCCACCAAGCCAAGGUCUUUUAUACUAUCGUAUGCUUAAAGAAGCUAAAGUCGAAACUAAAUGCCUUUGGUAUCCAGGUACUGGUCAUUCAUUAGACUCAAUUGAUGCCAGAUUAGAUCAAUGGAUAAAUAUUUCUCUUUGGUUAAAAAAAUAUUUAAAUAAUUAAUUAUAUAUUUAAACCAAAUUAAAAUUUAAAUAAAAAACAUUACACUAGUUAAAUUAAAUAAAACAAAUAAAGAUGUAUUUAUACAGAAUUUAC
Messenger RNA from Dictyostelium purpureum, 2997 nucleotides. RefSeq lists its product as uncharacterized. The coding region runs from base 469 to 2904 and encodes 811 amino acids. The record is from RefSeq and is a predicted model, not a curated record. The transcript has 4 exons. Gene Ontology annotation, biological process: proteolysis. Gene Ontology annotation, molecular function: serine-type endopeptidase activity. Lineage: Eukaryota; Evosea; Eumycetozoa; Dictyosteliales; Dictyosteliaceae.